UCGAACGUAGAGUAUCCGGCUUCUGCGGCGCGGGUUCCUUUCGCGGCGCCUGCGGACCGAAGGGAGAUCCGUGCUCGGAAGUUCUCUGCUGGGUCGGACCUGGUUCACCUCAUGGCUGGGAGAGGCGGAAGAGGAAGGGGCCGGGGGGGCGGCCACAUGACCUUCAAUGUCGAGGCAGUGGGCAUUGGAAAGGGGGAGGCGUUGCCCCCUCCCACUCUGAAGCCAUCCCCUCUCUUCCCUCCACUGGAAUACAAACCACUUUUGCUGCAGUCUGGCGAGGAGGUUGAAUACAUGCUGGCCCUGAAGCAGGAGCUGAGGGGGGCCAUGAAGAACUUGCCAUAUUUCAUCAAGCCUUUGGCCCCCAAAAAAGAUAUCGAGCGCUAUUCCGACAAAUAUCAGACAACAGGCCCAACAGACAACACCAUGGAGUGGAACCCAGAUUGGAAACAGCUACCUCCAGAACUAAAAAUUCGGGUGCAGAAGACUCGAAAACAAAGGCGGGCAGUGCCAGCUCCCAAGCACAAACCGAAGGCGCCUGCAGAAAAGGAAGAAGCCAUUAAAAAGCUGGAGACUCUGGAAAAGAAAGAGGAAGAGGUGACAUCGGAAGAGGAAGAGGAGAAGGAAGAGGGUGAAGAAGGCAAGGAGGAAGAGGAGGAGGGGUAUGAUGAAGAAGAGUUUGAAGAGGAGACGGACUACAUCAUGUCCUAUUUUGACAACGGAGAAGACUUUGGCGGCGACAGUGAUGACAAUAUGGACGAAGCCGUCUACUGAAGCCGUCGGCUUAAACCACUUACAGAUAGUUCUUGACCUAGGAACACGAUGGGGACUGGAACUGCCAUUGCCAAACAAAGCGGCCUUUAAGUGAGUCGCGCCCAAUUUUACAAUCUUUUUUGCUGUGGUUGUUAAGCGAAUCUAGGACACUACAGACCAAUACCUGGGAAGAUCCUGGAAAAGGUCAUCAAGCAAUAGAUCUGAGAACAUGCAAGCAAAGUUAUAACCAGAAGCCAACAUGGGUUUGUCAAAAACAGCUCCUGCCAAUCAAAUCUGAUUGCAUUCUUUGUCAAAGUGGACCAGAGAAAUGCUGUGGACAUAGUAUACUUGGACUUCCGUAAGGCAUUUGACAAAGUAGGCCACAACCUACUUCUUGAUAAGCUAAAAAAAAAUCUGGGAUAAACUGAAUCACCACCAGAUGGAUUCCUAUCUGGCUGAACAACCGAACUCAAACGUGCAGUCCUUAAUAGAGCUACAUCUACAUCAGGGGUUCUCAACCUUGGCAACUUUAAGACUUGUGGACUUCAACUCCCAGAAUUCCUCAGCCAGCAAAGCUGGCUUAAAGUCUUAAAGUUGCCAAGGUUGAGAACCCCUGAUCUACAUGAGGGGAAAUUGAGUCGACUCUUGGCUGGUCUGUGUUCUGUCUUGAAGUUUGGUAGUGAUCCCUUGGCCAUUGACCUUGAAAGUUGUCCAGAAGUUGGAGCAACCAGGCUGUUAAAUGGGUCUACAAGGUUUCUCUCUCUCUCCCUGAAGGUCUGUACUUGUUUCCAUGAAGACCAAAUUCCUGAGCAUAAGUUAAAUGUUGGUGUUGCCCUUCAAAGCCCCAAAUAGCCCGACCAUGUAAGGACAUACUUCUCCAGUUACAGGCCUGAUAAGAAUGGCAGAAGAUCCCUUUGAAGCUGCCCAGGAGUUCUCCUUCUGGUAUGCAGGAGAGGACUUCCCCUUGCGUUCCUCCUGAGAUAGCAGAUCUCAAGAAUGUCAUCUCCAGGAAGGAAUGGACGUUCUCUACAUCACCCUGGAGGUUGAAACAUCUGGGAAGGAGAUUCAGAUGAGAUACGAGGAGGAAUUGCCCAAGGUCGAAUUGCUGUCCAUCGGUGAAAUAGGGUGGCUUCAUGAAUAGUCUGUUGGCUUCACCGGAAGUCUUCCAAUGGAGGCUGGAUCUGGCUGACAUGCUUUAGUGGAAGUUGUGGGACUUGUAACACUCUUAGAUUAGGAGAGGAGAUUUGGGUCACUCACUUCUCCUACCUCCUUAUUUUGUACCUCUAAAGCAGUCAUUUAAAGCUUUGGAGUAAUGGAGAGAUUUGAGCAGUGUCUCUCAACCGUAGCCUCUUUAAGAUAGAUGG
Molecule: messenger RNA, 2114 nt
Organism: Crotalus tigris (Tiger rattlesnake)
Lineage: Eukaryota; Metazoa; Chordata; Lepidosauria; Squamata; Viperidae
Gene: POLR3GL
Product: RNA polymerase III subunit GL
Exons: 9
Coding region: 112-771 (219 amino acids)
Biological process (GO): transcription by RNA polymerase III
Cellular component (GO): RNA polymerase III complex
Source: RefSeq, a predicted model, not a curated record